CAACUCCAUUGCAUCACAUUUUCCUCUGGCUCCCUUUAGAAGUCCCUAUUUACUCUGCUUAAUAGUUAACAAUGAAUACUGAUCACAAACCUAGCAUAUAAACUACAGAAGAAGAUCAUAGGCCACUAGUGCCUUACGAUACCUUUGAUGAUCUAGGACUUACAUAUCUCAAUGAAGUCCAUCAUCAACCUCUCCUUGUUACUGACUAGUCUUCAAGUCUAUUGUCAUCAUCUCCCAGGACAUGUUGAUCACCAAGAUUAUCAUGAAGAUAGCAGUCCACAUGAACAUCAGCAUACUCUUUCAGAAGACCAGCAUGGACAGACAUCUCCAGACUAUCAUAAGAUAGCUCCAAGUAAUGCUGAUUUUGCAUUCCGAUUCUACAAGAACAUUGCUUCAGAUGCAGAUGGCAAAAAUAUUUUCUGUUCUCCUCUCAGCAUUUCAAUAGCUUUUUCAUUGCUGGCAUUAGGUGCCAAAUCUGAAACACACGAUGAGAUUCGUAAAGGACUUGCUUUUGAUCUGUUGGAAAUUGAGGAGAAGGAGAUACACGAAGGGUUCCGCCAGCUCAUUCAUGUGCUUAACCAUCCAGAUAACAAAGCGCAUGUGAAUUUAGGGAAUGGCUUAUUCAUAGAACCAUCGCUGAAAUUCCUGCCUGCAUUUUUGGAAGAUGCCAAAAACUUGUAUGAAGCUGAUGGUUUCUCCACCAACUUCAGCAUCCCUAGAUUGGCUAAAAAGCAGAUCAAUGAUUAUGUACAGAACAAAACUCAUGGGAAAAUAGCUCAUGCACUUGACGAACUUGACCCAAGCACUGUCAUGGUUCUUGUGAACUACAUCUUCUUCAAAGCAUACUGGCAAAACCCCUUUGACACUCACUUCAUCAGGGAAAAAGACUUCUUUGUGGAUGCAAACACUACUGUGAAAGUCAACAUGAUGCAUCGAAAAGGCUACUACAAGUUUUUCCAUGAUGGUGAUCUCUUGUCCUGGGUAGUGGAGGUUCCUUACAAAGGAGAUGCUACAGCAUUCUUCAUUCUGCCAGAUGAGGGGAAACUGGAACAUGUGGAAGGCAAUUUAGUAAAAGAAACUCUGAGUAAAUGGACAAAAUCCUUUAGGCAUGAGAAUAUACGUCUGCUCAUCCCAAAAUUUUCAAUUUCUGCAACUUAUGAUGUCAAAGACUUGUUGCAAAGAAUGGGUAUAACGUCUGUUUUUAAUGAUACCGCUGAUCUGUCUGGAAUUACUGGAGAACAGAAUCUGAAGAUUUCUAAAGUUGUUCACAAGGCUGUGCUGGAUGUUAAUGAGAGUGGCACAGAGGCAGCAGCUGUCACCACAAUAGAGUUCAUGCUCCGUUCUGCUCCGUCUCGUCCUCCCCUUGCCAUCAAUUUCAACAGACCCUUCCUGAUUAUUAUUGUUCAUCAGCCAACAUGGAGCAUCCUCUUCAUUGGGAAAAUUGUGAACCCUGCCAAAGAAUAAAUGUUAGAAGAAAGUUACAGGUUGUUCAGGUGACGUUAAAAUAUAGAUUUUUCCCAUUUGCA
Messenger RNA from Sceloporus undulatus (fence lizard), 1526 nucleotides. Its product is annotated as alpha-1-antitrypsin-like. The transcript is spliced from 5 exons. Gene Ontology annotation, biological process: negative regulation of endopeptidase activity. Gene Ontology annotation, molecular function: serine-type endopeptidase inhibitor activity. The record is from RefSeq and is a predicted model, not a curated record. NCBI's taxonomy places the organism in Eukaryota, Metazoa, Chordata, Lepidosauria, Squamata, Phrynosomatidae. The coding region runs from base 172 to 1464 and encodes 430 amino acids.